AUGGACAAAGCUCACUUCUCAGUCUCAUUUCAGCUUGAGUAUCUCAUUGUUAACGAGAGGGCCACCGGUUCAGUUGGCGGACGAAGUGAAGGCGGAGACGACGAUGACGAUGGUGAAGGCGGAGACGACGAUGACGAUGACGAUGACGACGACGACGAGGAGGAAAACGAUGACGAGGAUGAAGACGGUGAAGAAGAGGUAAUAUAUGUCCAAAUUUAUAUAAUUUUCUGCAUAUACUUCAUUUCUCUCAUCUGGGACUGGGUUGCGUUCUCUGUUGGUGCCGGAGAUAUGGGUCCCACUUCAUCGUCCGGUGUCAGUAACAUGCAAGAUCUCAGAUGUUAUAGCGCCUCCUAUGCAUCCUCCGUCUACCCAACACAAUCCCAAGCCCAAACCCAGGUCGGCAACAAUGAUGUUCGGUUCAAAAAGGGCAAGUCUGCAAGUGGGUCUGUUUCUAAGAGCUGGAGUUUCAAUGAUCGGGAGCUGCAACGAAAGAAGCGAGUCGCUAGCUAUAAGGUUUACAGUGUAGAAGGGAAAGUUAAAGGCUCUUUCAGAAAGAGUUUCAGGUGGCUCAAGGACAGGUGAACGCUUCUCUCAUCUGGGACUGGGUUGCGAGGAGUUUCUCUCAUCUGCGACUUCUGGCCAUGGAUUUUAAUAGAAUAUUUAUUAAAUUAUUUUGUUGAAAUUAGAAAUAAAAAAUUAAAAAAAAAUACAGAUUUCGGUUUGAAUCGAACCGAACCGAACCGAACCGAUUUUUA
Manihot esculenta (cassava) is the source of this 755-nucleotide messenger RNA. Its product is annotated as zinc finger protein 652-B-like. The coding region runs from base 1 to 582 and encodes 193 amino acids. Lineage: Eukaryota; Viridiplantae; Streptophyta; Magnoliopsida; Malpighiales; Euphorbiaceae. The transcript is spliced from 2 exons. The record is from RefSeq and is a predicted model, not a curated record.